ACGGAGCGGGUGGAGUCGGGAGGCGGCGGCGGAUUUCCUGGGCCCGGCGCGCCUGGAUACCAUGGCGUUUGGGAAGGGCCACCGGGACCCCUACGCGACAGCCGUGGGCCACCUCGUAGAAAAAGCUACAUUUGCUGGUGCUCAGACUGAAGAUUGGGGUCAGUUCAUGCACAUCUGCGACGUAAUUAACGCAACUCAGGAUGGGCCAAAAGAUGCAGCAAAAGCUUUGAAGAAAAGGAUUUCCAAAAACUACAACCAUAAAGAAAUCCAGCUGACCUUAUCACUCAUUGAUAUGUGUAUGCAAAACUGUGGGCCGAGUUUCCAGGCUCUGAUUGUGAAGAAGGAAUUCAUUAAGGACAGUCUAGUGAAGCUGUUGAACCCCCGAUACACCUUGCCCUUAGACAUUCAGAAUAGAAUCCUGAAUUUCAUUAAGACUUGGUCACAAGGUUUCCCAGGAGGGGUGGAUGUAAGUGAAGUAAAAGAAGUGUACCUUGACCUGCUUAAGAAAGGUGUUCAGUUUCCUCCCUUGGGUGCGGAAGCUGAAGACGCAGCGAGACAGGAGACACCUCGCAUCUCAUCAAGUUCUCCAGCAUCUGUCCCGACUGCACCAGCUCUUUCUCCUGUAACUGCUCCCAAGAAUUUUACAACUAUUACAUUGGUCCCAGAACAGAUUGGAAAACUGCACAGCGAGUUGGAUAUGGUGAAAAUGAAUGUGAGGGUGAUGUCCACCAUCCUGAUGGAGAACACGCCUGGCUCUGAAAACUCGGACGACCUAGAGCUUCUGCAGAAGCUUUGUAAGACGUGUCGGGAGAUGCAGGAGCGGAUCAUGGACCUGCUUGUGGUGGUGGAGAAUGAAGAUGUAACUGUUGAGCUCAUCCAGGUGAAUGAAGAUUUGAACAAUGCCAUUCUUGGCUAUGAGAGGUUUAUUCGAAACCAGCAAAGGCUUUUGGAGCAAAAUAAGAGCCAGAAUGGAGCUACCAAUACCUCCAGCGAGCCUUCUGCUCCGUCUUCUGAUCUCCUUGACCUGAGUCCCAGCCCUUUGAUGCCCAGAACCACUCAGGGAGACUUCAACAGCAUGAAUGCCCAGCUUUCAGACUUAAGUUUCAGCUCUCCAAGUCCUAUUGUAACAAACAACUCAAAUUCCAGUCUUUAUCCACAUGUGGAUUUGCUAGCCUUGGAAAAUACAGAAAUAUCUCCGUUUGCCCAAAGGACCAGCCAAAACCUCACUUCCAGUUACACAUAUGUUAACAUGCCACCACAGCACUCAAGUUCGGUACUGCUGCAGCCAGUGAGUCCACAGACCACCCCGGCAGCGUCCAACCAGAGGCCGCCGAGCUUGCCCAACAAUCAUCCAGCGAUGACAAAGAAUGAUCUCCAGCCACCCAAUUACUACGAGGUAAUGGAGUUUGAUCCCUUAGCGCCUGCUGCCGCUGGAGAAGCUAUUUAUGAAGAAAUUGAUGCUCACCUCUACAAAGGAGCUCAAAGGAACAGUGACUGUUGAGGUUAAAGUAGUGAUCAGCUCACCAGCACCACAGGGGUGCCAGCUUCCUACAGAGUAGCCCCUGUCCGACUUGGAGGCCUGAAGCCAAGACCUACCACAUGUGAAAGCCACACGUGGCCAUCUCUGCUGCUGUCAUGAGGUUUAAACAGAAGUCUAACAGUCCCAGGGUAACACCUGUGGUUCCUCAUAACAUUCAAGAUUUACUUCAGUAGAACAUGGGUGUAACAAAUUCUGACUUAAAACUUACAGAAGAAAAAUUACUUAGUUCUUAGCCAACCAGUUUAAUCGCAGUAUCUGAUGAUGCACCGGCCUUCCUACAUACAGAAUUAUCAGACAGCUGUGAUAACAGUGGAUGCAGAUGUAAACAACAAAUGUGAGAAACUACAUUAUUAUUGAGUGCCUUCAUUUAACUACAAUUGAAUGUAAGUGUACAAGUCAGUUUGCACUUCUUUAUAAAUAAUACUCUGGUUUAGAACUGUUAUAACGACUCGAUGAUUGGAGUUUAAUUACAUUUCAAGUGCCUUCAACAGGUCACUAGAGUUUGCAUCAAAUGGCCUUUAAUCAUGAUUGUUUAUAAUUUUCUUUUUACUACAAUUAAUAUUUCUAUUUGGAAAAAAGACUACCGGUAAACAUUUGAAUAAACCGUGCAUUCAUUUACAUAAAUUACAAUGACAAAUAAAUAUUAAAAUAAUUUAAUAAAAAUUUUUUGAAGAAUUUUGUUUACAGAGGAACUUUUACUUCUGUAUUAGUAAACUUUCACAACCCUAGCCUUACUCUUUAACGUUCAGCAAAUUGGAACUAAGAUGGAAAAUGCUAGCAGCCCAGGAGA
Octodon degus (degu) is the source of this 2330-nucleotide messenger RNA. RefSeq names its product target of myb1 like 1 membrane trafficking protein (gene Tom1l1). Gene Ontology annotation, cellular component: membrane; endosome. The transcript is spliced from 16 exons. Gene Ontology annotation, biological process: signal transduction. The record is from RefSeq and is a predicted model, not a curated record. Bases 62 to 1501 code for a protein of 479 amino acids. NCBI's taxonomy places the organism in Eukaryota, Metazoa, Chordata, Mammalia, Rodentia, Octodontidae. Gene Ontology annotation, molecular function: ubiquitin binding; phosphatidylinositol binding; clathrin binding.